This is a messenger RNA of Scophthalmus maximus (turbot), 2470 nucleotides long. Its product is annotated as prostaglandin E2 receptor EP1 subtype-like. The transcript is spliced from 4 exons. Bases 380 to 1684 code for a protein of 434 amino acids. Gene Ontology annotation, molecular function: prostaglandin E receptor activity; thromboxane receptor activity. Gene Ontology annotation, biological process: adenylate cyclase-activating G protein-coupled receptor signaling pathway; positive regulation of cytosolic calcium ion concentration; inflammatory response. NCBI's taxonomy places the organism in Eukaryota, Metazoa, Chordata, Actinopteri, Pleuronectiformes, Scophthalmidae. The record is from RefSeq and is a predicted model, not a curated record. Gene Ontology annotation, cellular component: plasma membrane.
CUUCCCUUUCACUUUGUCUCCUCUGCUGCUGGUGCUGCUGCCUGGAAGUUGUGUUGUUUUCCACCGAGCGGGACACCCAGAGGGAAUGUGCGCGCGGUGCAGCUCCGGCGUAUAAAACGCGGCGCGCUCGCAGACGCGGUGGCAGAGGACAUGCUUGCGCAAACGUGACAGGCGGGAAGGCUGCUGCGCAACCGAGAGGAGAGUUCUUCUGCACUGAGUGUGUGUGUGUGUGUGUGUGUGUGUGUUGCAUAAUGAGGAAACGGUUCAGGUGAAGCCAACUGCUCAACUCUGGUGCAACGCAGCAGGACAUCCAGAACGACCCUCACGUGUUCCAUGGCUUCAGUCAACUGUCACAACCACGGCGGCCCCGAUCAUCUACAUGGAUGUCCUAUUCCAAAGGAAUGUGUGCGGCAGUGUUCGCUGUCAACAGAAACUGCCAGAACUUGUUCAGACUCUCCCAAGAUGCCUCGUGUCAAGAGAGAAAGAGAAAAAAUUAUCUUCUCAGCCAGACGAACCACAUCAGGCCCAGAGCCGGGUAGCGAUGCUGGCGAUGCAGCGCUACAACUCCUCGGGUAUCAUUGCCUCCUUCCCCCCCUCCAACCACACCGCCAUGGUGCAGGAGCCUGAGGUGGAGGCCGUGGCGCGCAACGCCACCCUGCCCCCGAGCAACCCCACCGCCGCGGGCCUCACCAUGACUCUGGGCAUCCUGUUCAACGUGGUGGCCCUGAUCAUCCUCGCCAAGGCCUACAACCGCUUCCGUCGCCGGUCCAAGGCCACGUUCCUGCUCUUUGCCAGCUCCCUGGUGGCCACGGACCUGGCUGGACAUGUCAUCCCCGGGGCCCUCGUGCUGAGAAUAUACUCUGCGGGCUCUGGGUCCACGCCUGAUGCUGCCUCCAGCUCCAGGGGCGACCCCGAUGCCUCUUGUCUCUUCCUGGGAGGAUGCAUGGUGUUCUUCGGCCUGUGCCCACUUUUCCUGGGUUGUGCCAUGGCUGCCGAGCGUUGCUUGGGCGUCACAAGGCCUCUGCUGCACGCACGUCUGGUGACCACGGCGCGGACGAAAAUGGCACUGACCCUCAUCUGGCUACUGGCUCUGUGCGUGGCCCUCCUGCCCUUCUUCAGCCUGGGUGCCUACACCUAUCAGUACCCAUGGACGUGGUGCUUCAUCAGGGUGAUGGAGGACACUAAAGCCACGGAUCUGGCCUUCGUGAUGCUGUUCUCUGGGCUGGCGUUGAGCUCUCUGGCCGCGGCCUUUGUGUGCAACACCAUCAGCGGGAUCACACUAGUGAGAGCCCGGUUAAAGAAGAGGUCGUGCUCCCAACGCCGCUCCGCCAGGUCUCAUGACACGGAGAUGGUGGUGCAGCUGGUUGGCAUUAUGGUCACAUCCUGCAUCUGCUGGAGCCCUCUGCUGAUCUUUGGAGUGAUGUCAGCCACGCGCUCCUACAGUGGCUCCCUGAGCAGCGACCGAGACACGUACAGGGGGCUGAUGGUGACGGGCGUCAGGAUGGCAACCUGUAACCAGAUCCUGGACCCUUGGGUCUACAUCCUGCUACGCCGGGCCAUCCUCAGGAAGAUCUACCGCAUCACCAAAAAGCAGGCCAGUUUCAAGGGAAGCACUUUUCGCUCCACCCGCUGGGAUGUCAGCUCCUUUCAGAACUCGGAGAAAAACAGCGCUAAUAAGAUUUAAGGGCGGCAGAAAGGGAAAAUGGCAUCUCUCUCUCUCUCUCUCUCUGUUGAAGGGGAUGCUCGGUCACUUGCCACCUGGAUCAGGACUGAACCUGGCAGCUUCCAGUCUUAAAAAAUCCCAGAUGGAACAGAGAUCGCUUUCUCUGCAUGUGGGAAUGAGGCCACCUUUGUUUGUACAGUAUGUAUAAAGUGGUUCAAAAUUGGAAACGAGUCAGUGUUACGCUACCAAAGGGAAAAACGCCCCAACUUAUUAUAAACUGCUAAUGAUGUGUGUAUCAUAAUGCAACAUGGCUCGUAUAGUGGACAUGUUUGCACGGCAGCCUGCCCUCUAUGAGAGCAGAUGUAAAUAUAAACGUGGGAAGCAGUGCGAUGAGUAAAGACUGUAUCGCGUCUUACGGCAAACAUCUCCUGUCAAACGUAUUUGUCCGUAAAUGUACUUUUUGUUUUCUUCAAUGACACAAUGUAGAAGUCAGUGACUAGAUGCUCAAUGACUGAUUGCUCACACUAGAGAGCAAAAGAAAAGGCUGUGCUCUUACCUCAGCUUGAAGAUGUGAAAAACGUGUGUGCGUGUGUGCGUCUGUGUGUGUGUGUGUGUGUGUGUGUGUGUACAUGCGUGUGUGUCAAGUGUGAAGCUGUGAUAUGCGAGUGUGUGUGUAUCUUUGUUGUGUGUUUUUGAAUGCUGCCACAGUAUUUCUCCUGAAUGUCUGGGGACUGAAGUGAAACUAAAAAGCUAAUUAAAAAAGGUGAAUGUAAGAUUACAUAAUAAAUGUUUUGUGUUAAUGUUUCA